Messenger RNA from Drosophila busckii, 3109 nucleotides. RefSeq lists its product as uncharacterized. Gene Ontology annotation, molecular function: inositol hexakisphosphate kinase activity. NCBI's taxonomy places the organism in Eukaryota, Metazoa, Arthropoda, Insecta, Diptera, Drosophilidae. Bases 26 to 2812 code for a protein of 928 amino acids. Gene Ontology annotation, biological process: inositol phosphate biosynthetic process; phosphatidylinositol phosphate biosynthetic process. The record is from RefSeq and is a predicted model, not a curated record. The transcript has 7 exons. Gene Ontology annotation, cellular component: nucleus; cytoplasm.
UUAAAACUGUUUCGUGCAACAGGGCAUGGUAUAUUUCUUGGGGGAUUGGGGCAUGGGAGAUUCUGACUUGUCGUCAUAUCAGCAGCAUGUUCCAAAUAUACAGCGGCAAGAGCAGCAGCAGCAGCAGCAACAACAACAGCAGCAGCAGCAGCAACAGCAACAACAACAGCAGCAGCAGCUGGUUACACAAAUCUCAACUGGCUUAGGUCUGUUGCAGUCGCAGUUGCAAUUUGGCAGCGGUUCCAACUUUCUACAACAACAGCAGCAAUCGCCCGCACAUACGUCGCAACAUCAGCAGCAUGUGGUUGCAGUUAGAAGUAACAACAGCAGCAGCAACAGCAGUGGCAGUGGCAGCAACAACAGCAGCAGCCUCGUAACUGCCAAUCUAAAGCAGCUAACGGUCAGCAGUGGCAACAAUAACAGCAGCAGCAGCACCAGUGGCAACUCACAGCAGCAGCAGCAGCAAUUGUUAGCAGCAACCAGUGAUAGUUGCAACAAGGCAACAGUAUCAACAUUGCCGUCGCCAUUGCCGCCGCUGCAGCAACAGCUUAGCAAGGAUCUCUUGGACAAUGAGGAUGAGGUUGCACUGCAUCCACUUUCCAACCAGGUUGGCGGACAUACACGUCUAUUGCUGCUCAAUCAGUCGACGGUGAUCAAGCCGCUGAAUUUGCGUGAAUUGGACUUUUAUCAGAACAUUCCGCAGGACAUACUGAAGUUUGUGCCCAAGUAUAAAGGCGUUAUGCAAGCCACCACCAUGGGCAACGUCAAGCUGGAUAAACGCUACUCGCCAAGCUUUAGGGAUGAUGCUGCCGCGGUGCCAGUGAGAAAGAUGAGCGCCUCCAAGCGCAAGCGUGAUGAUGUGCUGAGAAUGAAGGUGCAUAAGAAUGGAAAUGCGGCCGAUGUUAUCAAGAGCAUUUCGCAACUUGACAACUCCAAUAAGCAAUAUUUCCUAAUGCUGGAGAACAUCACAUCUCAGUUUCGCAAUCCCUGCAUAUUGGACUUGAAGAUGGGCACACGUCAGCAUGGCGACGAUGCGUCGGCGGAGAAGCGCUCCAAGCAGAUGGCCAAAUGCGCGGCCAGCACCUCGGCCUCGCUGGGCGUGCGGCUCUGCGGCAUGCAAACCUAUCUGGCGGAUCUGGAGCAGUACGCCAAGCGUGACAAGUACUGGGGUCGUGAGCUCAACGAAUCGGGCUUCAAGACAGCGCUGCAUGAUUUCUUCUACAAUGGCUAUAGGCUGCGCAUACGCGUCAUACGCAAAAUACUGCAGCGUCUGCUGCAGCUACGCAGAGUCAUAGAGAAGCAGUCCAGCUACAGAUUCUACUCCUGCUCGUUGUUGAUCGUUUAUGAGGGCUUUGAGGAAAAUCCCAUGGCCCAGCCGCCUGCCAUGGACUUUGAUGAUUGGCUGCAGGCGCCCAGAUCGGCCACCUUGCAGCCUAGCGGCGCCUUUGACUAUCAUCCGGAGAACAGCAUUGAUGAGGAUGACAUAGACGAUGAUGAGGCGGGACAUGAGGCUGGCGAUGAGCUGGAGCCGCAUGACGCUGAUGAGGAUUUGCAUUUGGUGGCUGCGGACAGUGGCAAUGCCUCGGCUACCAACAGCAGCACUGGCGCGGAUGGCUGCAACUAUGAUGCGGAUGCCUCCAAUGACUCAAACUCACGAUUGAAUUUGGCGACGCGUCGUCAUCUGCAUAAGCGCGGCUUUGCCGAUGCGGCAGCGCGUGGUGUUAAGCAAACCGCUGCGCAUUCCACCACCACCACAGACGAGGAGGAGGAAGAGGAGGAGGAGGAGGAAGAGCAACCAAGUUUGGCUGCUAUGCCGCCGCCGCGCAGCUGCGGCGUGCUGGCCGCCAAGACAGCGUCUGGGGCCAAGUGCAAUGCCAGCGGCGCCUGCGGCACACCUGCAUUCAUUCCAAUUUCCGAAGAGACAGUAUUUCUUGAUCCAGAGCCAACGCUACCCAGCGUUACAACCUCAUCGCCACAUUCCGGUGAUUCAUGGAUGAACUACAGCAGCAACAGCAGCGAUGAUUUUUCGGGCUUAUCCGAACAGAUCAAGGCAGUGGCCAGCGGACGACAGACAGGCAACAACAGCUCCGACGAUGGCAGCUCCGACUAUGAAGGCAGCAUUAUUGGACCCACAGAGGCCAUGUUCAAGCGCUACAAGUCGCAACAGUCGUUUGAUGCCAAUGCUAGCAGCCUGGAGCUCACCUCGCCGCCCACCUUGAAAUCUAUUGUCUCGCCUGCCUCCUCCAGCGCCUCCUCGCUCAAGUCAGUCAAGGGUGCAGUCAAGCGCCUGCGCUGCAAGGACGAUGAUGAGCAUUAUGCCGCACACGACGAUCAACGUGAGGCCAAAAAAUCCACCAUCACAUCCACACCCGUCUCAGCGGCUUCAUCGCCCUCAAAAACACGCAACGUGUGCGCCGUGCAGCGCAGCUGCGAGAAUAUAUCCAAUUCACUGCUUGCCAACAUUUUGCUGGAUUCACUGGAGCGUCGUGCCAGCGCCGAAAGCGCCGACAACAACAAUUGUGCCGAGACAAAGCCAGCAAUAGCCACACCAACAGCAGCAUCUGCUCGCAGUUCGGCACUAUUGCAGGGCUCCAAGUCAUUGGACAUGUCAGCACCAGCCACAGACGACUCGGCCUGCUUUGUGGAUGUGCGGCUAAUUGAUUUUGCACACACGGCAUUUGUGCCACGCAAUGGCACCAUGCUGCCCACUUCAACAGCACCCGUGCAUCACGGACCUGACGGUGGCUUUCUCACCGGCCUGGAUAGUCUUAAUCGCCUGCUGAAUGAAAUACUGGCUGAGGAUUACGUCUAGACGCCUAGGCAAUGCCCACGCAGCGGACUGCGUGCUGGUUAUAGAGUGGCACAUAAGUUAAAAGUACAAUUUGAUUUCAAAAUACCUAAAUUGUUGUAGCAACAUAUGUAUGUUAAAUUAUGAAAAUCUAAUCUUUAGAAAUUCGAAAUGUGAUUCAGAAAAAAAAAAACAAACAAGAGAAAAACCAACUAAACACGACAAAAAGCAUUAUUUAGCCAACAAAAUUCCAAAUGUUUCUUAACUCUCAACAACAACAGAUAUGUAGAAAAUUUUUGGUGAGAAAAAACUGUAAAAAAA